CUUCGCCUCUGGCAGUUUCUUUUAGCAAGCUCAAAGCCACAGAUUAUAAAUUCUGCUCACAAUCCGUGCGGGUAAAAUAACCUGCAAGGAGAGCCACAGAGGGAGUCGGCAGACUCUUCAUUUUCUCAUUUGGAGACGAGCCGCUUGCGCGCAACCAGGCAUCACAGAGGGGGGAGAGAAACGUGGUGUCUGGAUAAUUUAAUAAAUACAUAUAUAAUUUUUUCUAAGUUAUUGGUGACUGAAAGGCUGGCAGACAGCGGUGGAGAAGUAGAUUGGCAGCCUUUGUGGAUUUGACGCAUCGGAUGCUUUGACAUUGAGACUUGUGCGCGCAAGGCACCUGUGGAUGCAUCAAACGCCCCACUGAUGUUCGGACGAAAACCUUUAACAAAGAAGAGAUUUGGCACAAGAUUCAGUUGAUUAUCGUUUCUGUCAAACACCCUGCAGUUUUAGAGGAGAAUCGCACCAUGAUGCUGAGUGUUUCCCUCCUGGUUGUUCCGCUGCUGAGCAUUACCGGCUGCGGCUCGUCAUAUGUGCCGUGCGAGCCGUGCGAUCCGAAGGCCCUGUCCAUGUGCCCGCCGGUGCCGGUGGGCUGUGAGCUGGUGAAGGAACCCGGCUGCGGCUGCUGUCUGACGUGCGCGCUCGAAGAGGGCCAGUCGUGUGGCGUGUACACCGGACCGUGCAUGCGCGGGCUGCGAUGCCUGCCCAAGAAUGACGAGGAUAAGCCGCUGCACGCGCUCCUGCACGGCCGGGGGAUGUGCAAAAACGAGAAGUUGUAUAAACCACUGCAUCCAUCAAAAGAGCCAGCACAAACCAAGGUCCCCUUAUAUGGAGAUAUCAGCAGUCGGAAAGCCCAGGCCAUGAAGCAGGCCAAGGAGCGCAAGAACCAGUUGGCCAGGCUGGGACCCGCCAGUAACCGAGAUCCGUCACCUCCUAGCCUGGAUAAACUGGAGCCUGAAUUUGGUCCCUGCAGAAGAAGACUAGAUAAUCUCAUUCAGAGCAUGAAGGGCAGUUCUCAGGUCUUGGCUCUCUCUCUGUACAUCCCCAACUGUGACAAGAAGGGCUUCUUCAAACGCAAACAGUGUAAGCCAUCUAGGGGUCGAAAACGAGGCUUCUGCUGGUGCGUGGACCGCUUUGGCGUUAAAAUCCCAGGCAUCAACUACGCCGGUGGAGACCUGCAGUGCAAAGAUCUUGAGAGCAGCAACAACAGCAAUGAAUGAGAGUGAACCAUUCGCUGAGCCCUGUUUCUUCUUAAAACCUGCCAAUCAAGCUAGAACACUUUAUGACUGACAAUCAGGAGAAUAUAGCACAAUCUCUUUUUAUGGUCACAUGUGAUGAACUGCGUUGUUUGUUUUUAGGGGGAGCAGAACUGAAAAGGUUGCUUAAGUAAAAAUGUAGGUUUUAACUGUGGCUCCCCACUGACUGUGUACCAUGAGGUUAGCUGUUUCCUCAUUUCUUUGUAUCUUAGAUAAUAGAGAAAUAUACAUAUAUAUAUUUGUAUGAUACUGAUAAUUAGUUGUGUUGGUGAAUUUACUCCAAAUAUUGACAAAACAUAUUUUAAAUGUGGCUAAACAUUAAUAUUUUUUCAGAUGUUUGUUCUGGUAAUGUUAAACAGGGAAUUUAUCAAAAGUUGUGUCAGAUUUGGUGUCAAUUUCUGGGGUUUCCACUAUGCAUUGUUGACUUUCUGGGAGAGAUUUAUGUUGUAUUUGUUGGCCAUUAGGAACACAGAAUUUCCCAUUUCUGACUAAGAAAAGGCCACAAGAUUUCAGAUUUAGUAACUUUUUUUUUUUUUGUAUUUCAGUGAAUUUCCCAGAAUGGUAACUAACAUAGUGAAAGCAAAGUUUUUCCUUUGCUAGUGAUGUAGUAAAUAAUUAGGAAAAGUAAACUAGUCCAUCUUUAAUUAAUUUUUCUCUAUGGUUUGGGUAACAUCCUUUUUUUUCUUGCUUUGUCUAUCGAAUGCAUGGAGGUCAAAAUUAUGUAGUUUUGAAGACAAACUUCCUAUUUCUGAGUUAAAAACAAAUGCAGGAUCAUUUCUGGCAGGCUCUUCACAAAUAAGAGUGAUUUUUAUAUGGUUGUCAGAUUAGCAGAAGGACUCGGGAGGAAGAGGAAAUCAUGGCUAAUGGUCAUUUCAAACAAGCUAUUGUUCCUUUUAUUUACCAUGGCCAUUCAGUCAUGAUCAUUUUACAACCAAAGACUCCAGAAAACUAGGAUUAUACAGUUAUUUUAUAUAAAUCUAUAAGGCACCUUUAAAAUCAGCCAUAUUAGUCUGUUACAUAGCUGUAUCUAGUAGCUUGUUAGCUUAGAACAGUACAAAGACGGGAUUCAAGAGGAAACGGGGGUCUGCCUACCAGAGCCUCAAACACACAAAUUUACAAGUCAUUGGUAGCCUAUUAUUUGUUAAUCUUCUUCAAAGCUAUUUUCUGAUUGGGUCCAGUAACCCAACGGGUCACCUUAAGCUAGGCACAAAGAUCAAAUGCUCAGCUCUCAGUUAGCUGCAGGCUACAUCAUCAUCCUUUUUGUACUUAGCUAGCUGUGGUUAAUUUUUUUUGCCACUUUCAGCUAAAAUGUAUCUGCCUCUGCUUGACAAAUGUGUUUACAGGUCAAGCAGUUAAACUUUAGACUUCUAAUUCCUUUAAAGCAAAUGUGAGCUUUGGCACCUUCACCUGCAAGUUGUCUUUUUAUGUUUUCCUGUGUUUGGUUUUCACUGAAAUCCUUGUGCCACACUCAGACCCAUAAUACCAUCAUAUGUCAGCAAAAAGGAUGAAACUACACUCAUAAACAGAUUCAUUUUGCUGGUAAAAGUUAGAUAUUUGACUGCCUUUUUAAAGUCUUUUUCUAUUCCAGACUACUGCAUUUAUUGUACUUAAGCUCCUAAGUGUAGAUGUAGGUUUUAGCUUCAAAAAGGUCGCUAGCCCAGCCUACUCAAGUGCAUUUCCCCUUACAGCUCACACACAAAUUGUAUGCAAAGGCCCCACGCUGUUUAUUUUUCCAUGUGGAGGGUCCUCACCGCCACCACACAAGCAAAUCUGUAGGCUGAUGUUGACUUGCUCAUGGGGUUCAUCGGGUCCUUUAUCCGAGCAAGAGCAAGGUCGCUGAGUUUUUAUGUAAAUUAAAGUGCCUUCUGCCCCACGCUACUUUGUAUUUUGAUUUGCAUGUGUUGCAGAAUGAUGGAUGCCAAUGUAAAAAGGAAAAAAGGAAAUCAGUUUGAGGGGUGGGUGUGGUUUUGCUGACAAAGAUUAUCAUAAUCUUCCAGUCAAGUGCUGCUAAACAGAUGAUGACAAGGGACAACGUUGUGUUCUGUGGUUUAAAUUUAGCUCAAGAUCCUGUUUUUGGUCAGCUUAUUUUUAUUAAUAUUAUGUUACAUAUUCUGAAUGCCCUCAUUGACAGUGGUGCAUCAGCCUAUUCUUCCUAAUGAAAGACUUCUUGCAUAUCGUUGAUUCCAGCUCAUAUAUAAACUCAACAAAGUGACAUUUUGAACACUUCAUAAUCUGAGUAAAAAGGUUAAUGUGAACAUUAUGGUGAAAUAUUUAUCAAGCGUGUAAUUGAUGUACUCGUUUUUUGUUUUUUUUUGUACAGGCAAAUCACUAUUUAAAUAAAGUUCCUGUACUCACAA
Melanotaenia boesemani (Boeseman's rainbowfish) is the source of this 3610-nucleotide messenger RNA. RefSeq names its product insulin-like growth factor binding protein 5a (gene igfbp5a). Gene Ontology annotation, biological process: regulation of insulin-like growth factor receptor signaling pathway. NCBI's taxonomy places the organism in Eukaryota, Metazoa, Chordata, Actinopteri, Atheriniformes, Melanotaeniidae. Bases 465 to 1217 code for a protein of 250 amino acids. The record is from RefSeq and is a predicted model, not a curated record. Gene Ontology annotation, cellular component: extracellular region. The transcript has 4 exons. Gene Ontology annotation, molecular function: insulin-like growth factor I binding; insulin-like growth factor II binding; fibronectin binding.